CCUUUAGCCUUCCUUUAUAUGCUUCUUCACAGCGCACAGUUUUAAGGCUACCUGAUCAAUUUGACUGCCAUGACAGCAUCUGGCACAGAAGCCCUCAAUCCUGUACCUGGAUGAUUGUUUCAAUUGCUUGUUGUGUUGUUAGAGAUACAGAAUGAAAUAACUAGUCAUUUCAUUAGUUAGAUUAGUUACCUUUAAAUAUAUAAAUGUGACCCUGGAGCACAAAACCAGUCAUAAGGGUAAUGUUUUUUAAAAAAAAUUGAUUUAUACAUAAUCGGAAAGCUUUCCAUUGAUGUAUGGUUUGUUAGGAUAUGAUAAUAUUUUACCGAGAUACAACUGAAAUUUGAUCAAAAUAUUGAGAAAAUCGCCUUGUCCAAAUGAAGUCCUUAGCAAUACAUAUCCACUCACAAAAAUAUAUUUUUUAUCUAUAUACGGUAGGAAAUUUACAAAACAUCUUCUUGGAACAUUAUCUUUACUUAAUAUCCUAAUGAUUUUUGGUAUAAAAGAAAAAUCGAUACACAUACACAUAUACCCGUGCCACUUAUGACUGGUUUUGUGCUCCAGGGUCACAAAUAGGAGUAUCCCAUGCAGCUGUGGGCCUCUAUCUGAAGAUCUGUGUUCCCUGUUAAAAGAGUAUUGAAAACGCACUGAACUUUUCUUUUUUUUUUUUUUUUUUUUUUUAAUCAAGGCAAACCUUACGGCAACCUUGGAAAUUAAUUAUACUUAAUGAAACGCUUUAUGUUUGAGUUAUAACGUUGUAAUAACGUCUUCGUUGUAUAUAGAUUUUUUUAUUAUUAUCAUUAAUUAUUUUUUUAUUUGUUGAGCGAAAACAUGCCGUCGUCUAUAUAUACCCUGUAGAACCGAAUUUGUGUGAAAGAAAUGCCAGUCACAGAUUCGAUUCUAGGGGAGUAUAUGGUCGAUGCAAAAACUUCGAAUAAAACUUUUUCUUAUUUGAGUGUUUGACCACUGAAUGUUUUUGCCAUGGAUGUUUUUGCACGGGCAAUGUAUGUACUUGCUUAAAUGUGCGUUGAAAAUGGCGAAGAACCACAAUAAAGAACAUCAAAUGAUACGCAUAUAAUUACAUAAUAUGAUUAUGCGGUUGAACUGUCACGAAAUGCUUUGAUCAGUCGAGUCAACCUUGCCUCUAGUUACUGUAUGGUGAUGCUGAGGGCGCUUCUACCUGUUCUGACUGAAAUAAGUCUCUUUUAACCUUUUAUAUUGUGCUUAAAUCAUACUCAAUGUGUGCCUAUAAAAUCACUCCUCUUAUAAGCAAUAUGCAAUAUUUUGCAUGAAUGUUAACAAACUUUGCCCAUCCGUGUCCUAUGUUUGCUCCCUGGUCUUACCUUCAGAACUGCCCAGCGGUUCUUCUCUUUUAUGUGGUGUUUGAUUAUUGAUUGGCACGGCGCAUUGAUGGCGAACCAGGGCGCCCUAUACAGCGAGCUGAAAGGAUGAGAAGCGCUGGAAUGAUGAGACUCCAGUAACUUCUGAGUGACCUCUACAUGACAAAGACGGUCUCCAUCAAUUGUCUGCUGGCUUUAUGUGCCUCUUUUUGUGCCUUGGACCGUUUUUUAUCUUUUGUCUUGUUUUGUUUUUUACCACUCAAAAUCCCUGGGUUGAGUUUGAUUUAGGUUAGUUGAAUAUUAAAUUACCAAAUGGGCUUCAUGCACAUAAAUGUGAUGCAAAUCCAUGUUUUUAUUAUGAUAUGAUCAAAUAGGGAUCCUCCCAUGUGGUGAUGUGCGUGACCACAUGGUCUCAAUACACAAACAGAUUUUUUUUUUUUCUUCUUACACAUGCAGACAGGGUAUUUAAUCAAUUAAAUGUUAUAUUAUAUGGUUACCAUCCUAAUUGAGAGAUAAUGUAGAGUUUGUGAAAUUCACUACUAGGUGUGCACAGCUUCUUCUCAGUUGAUGAAGUCCCUCCACCUCGAUUGGCCAAGCUGGUCACAUGGUAGCCUAACUUUAUUCAGUUGACAGCAAGUAGGAGGGCUUUAUGGAGGGAGGAAAAAAAGACAACUCGAGAAAAAUUAGUAUUUCCUACCUUCAGAAAUUAAUGGCCAUGAGUUCGUACAUGGUGAACUCCAAGUAUGUGGAUCCAAAAUUUCCUCCUUGUGAGGAAUAUUCUCAGAACAGCUAUAUACCUGAAGAGAGCCCAGGCUACUACAGUCCGUCGCAGGACACUGAUUUCCAGCAUCCCGGAAUCUAUUCACGGUCAAACUACUCUGAACAGCCCUUCAGUUGUAACACUGUCCAGGGCUCAUCGGUGCAGCCGCGGGGUCAUGUGCAGGAGCAAGCCAGCCACCCCAGCCCUUUCCCCGCACAGACAGAGCAGUGUCCUGCGGUCCAAAUAUCCGGACCGAGGACUUGUGGACAACAGCAAAACACAAAGAGCCAGAACGGGAUACCAACCAAGCAGCCUGCUGUAGUUUAUCCAUGGAUGAAGAAAGUGCACGUUACCACGGUCAACCCGGACUACACAGGACCUGAACCCAAACGUUCUCGGACAGCCUACACAAGACAGCAGGUUCUCGAACUAGAAAAGGAGUUUCAUUUUAACAGGUAUCUAACGAGACGGCGUCGCAUUGAGAUCGCGCACACCCUCUGUCUCUCCGAGCGACAGAUUAAAAUCUGGUUUCAGAACAGAAGAAUGAAAUGGAAAAAGGACCACAAACUCCCUAACACGAAAGGAAGAUCGGCGUCAGUUGGAAACCAGCAUGCACAACACGCUCAGAAGGACAGCCAGACAGAGAUCACAACUUUAUAAGUGGAUAUCUCUCUCCCUCCCUCCAGAUGUACAGAUGAACUGUAUGUAAUAGACAAUGCUUUAUUUGACAUUGCAUGGUAGCAAAUGUUGGGUACAAGUGCCAAAAACUGAGAACCAGAAGCACACACUACGACUAAAUGCAGCGUGAAAACUGCUAUGCGUUCAGAACAAAGUAUUUCAAUUUCCAGUAUUGUAACCCUUUGCAACUGAGGCAAAGAGGAUAUGAGGCAUCGAAUGAUGGUUCACGUGCCACAACGAGGUACAUCAAAACGUUAAGAAAGCUCACGCUAUUUUACACAAACUUGCCAAAAUUGUUGGAGAGCAUGGUUCUUUUUAGUGACAUUAUUCACAAUUUAAAAAAUCUCUGUAUUUUAACCUCCCCUUUACUCUUUUUUAAAAACAUUGUGGCAAGUUUACGCCUAUGGCGUGUCAAUUUAUCUUAACUUAAUCAUUAAAGAGAACUAAAGCAAAGAAAUGUCCAGCGUAUAAUAAAUUACGGAAUGUCUUAGGGGUUUUUUUUGUACUUAAGUCAAAUGGGUGCAAGUAAUAAAAAUUAAAUAAAAUUAGUUAAUGAUAAGGAAAAAAAUCGUUGCCUGGGAAAUUAUUUAUUUGUAGACUAAAAAGCUGAAGAAAUUUCCUUCCUUCCGCUUACUGUGCGCCCCUCAUUAAAGGUUUACUUUCUAAACGACUCUUUCGGUCAAGUAAUUUUUACCUUGUUCGUUUCUAAGAAUUUCGUUCUUGGUGUUUUACAAUUGUUUAUUGAAGCUUUUAAAAAUGUCAUAUUUAAUCCAGAGAAAAAUGUCUCUUUUUGACACGAAUAUUCCAUGCCUUACUUGACUAUAAAUCCCGCCCGACAUCUUUGUAAACAACAUAGCUACAAUUAAAGAACAGUAGCUUAUAUUAUAUCUGUCUUCCAGACAUUACCUGAGAUUCUUGAAAAGCAGCUUUUUAUUUUGCAUUUUAGACACGUUUAGCUCUCAAGAUGUUUGAACCUUCUAUUUAUUAAUUGUUAAAAGCUUUAUGUUCUAUGUGAACGUACUUAUCCGUUCCAUAAUUAUCAAAUUCCGUUUUAAGUUUUUAAGUUCUUAUAUAUAUAUGUAUAUAUUUCUGUAUAUUGUGCAUAUUUUCUACAGGCAUAUUUUGCAGUAACUAAAUAAAUAUUAUGCAGAGAGGUUUCACCCAAACUGCGUCAUAUUGUGUUGAAUCUAGAAACACUUGAGAUAGCAAAGACACGUUUUAUCAAGCACUUUCAUACACGUUGUUAUUUUUUUUAAAAGGGAUUGUUGUCGAAUCUGGAAAUGGUUUUCCAACAGUGAUUAAACUUAGACGCUCUGCAAUCAUUGUGGUGUCUUUGUCUCCUUAAACAAAAACACGAGGCAUACAUGCAUUGCGAAGGAGUCUUCACACUGAAAACUUCACGUUGUGAGCAUGAAAAGGUAUUUUUACAGAAGUUCAACAAAAGCCUUGCGGGCAGGUUCAUCCAGAGGACACAGUUUCUGUUGCAUUAGACGCUUUUGAGCCGCGAGCGCUGACCUCUACACUCGUGACCUGAUGGACCUUCAGCCGGUUCUCUCAGACGCUUUUUGCACACAGAUGCACCAAAAAUGUGUGUGUGUGUGUGUUCUGUAGUAAUAUUUGAUUGCCUUACAAGGUGAUUAUUUGAGUCCUACACAUUAAAAACAUGGUUAUGCUGCACCUAACAAUGUGGUAUGUUACACUAAUUGCGAUCAUGACAAAACUACAAAUCAUAAAUAAACCACCGUAUGUGUUUUGCUUCAUCAAGCAAAAUAUAUCAUGUCAAAGCUUUAUUGAUAAACCGAAAAAUAUCCAUUCAUGUAGGCAUAUAGGUUCCCCUGCUCUUAAGAGAGAAUUAUGAGCAAGCAAUACUAUGGUUAUUUAUAAAAAACAGCAGUGUUUUAUCAUUUAAAUAUUAAACAAAUUUCUCUUAGUUUGAAUUCGUUUUUGUUCCAAAAGCAUUGUCUAUCAGCACUGAAAAUGUGUGUGUUUGGUGUGUGCGUGCGUUUAGCUGCACUGUUGUGUACCUACUUAAGUAUAUUUUGGGGAUAAAUUGGUUACACUUUAUUUUAAGGUGUCUUUGUUACACUGUAAUUAUACAUUUAAGUACUGCGUAUUAUUAAGUAACUACAUGUACUUACUAUAGGGUUAGGAUUAGGGUUUGGUUUGGUUUAGGGUUAGUUGCAUGUAAUUAUGCAUAAUUUAUAGUUAUUACUAUAGUAACUACAUGUCACAUAUGUAACAAUGACACUGUAAAAUAAAGUGUUACCGAUAAAUUUGUUCCUAGAAGUGAGCUAACCUGACAAAAUCACCUAAAUCCUCCUUUUGGGGAUAUAUUCUCAUCUGAAACAAUAUAAAAGUAAAGUAAAUUAAGUUUGAGGGCUAUGAUUAGGUUAUAGUAUUCAUAACUAAGUAGUUAUGUAAAAAUAAAAUAAGUCUAUGCAAUGCUUUUGA
This is a messenger RNA of Ctenopharyngodon idella (grass carp), 5226 nucleotides long. RefSeq names its product homeobox D4a (gene hoxd4a). The coding region runs from base 1987 to 2757 and encodes 256 amino acids. NCBI's taxonomy places the organism in Eukaryota, Metazoa, Chordata, Actinopteri, Cypriniformes, Xenocyprididae. The transcript has 2 exons. Gene Ontology annotation, molecular function: RNA polymerase II cis-regulatory region sequence-specific DNA binding; DNA-binding transcription factor activity, RNA polymerase II-specific. The record is from RefSeq and is a predicted model, not a curated record. Gene Ontology annotation, biological process: embryonic skeletal system morphogenesis; regulation of transcription by RNA polymerase II; anterior/posterior pattern specification. Gene Ontology annotation, cellular component: nucleus.